AACCCUCUCUGCUUCGAUUUCAGACUUUCAGAACUCAAAAAGCAUUCAUUCUAUUCUAUUCCUCUCUUCAUCUCUCCUUCUGUUCUCUGUGUUGCGUUAGAAAAUGGUGAACGCUUCAGUGAUUCGCAACGUCAUUGGCAUCAUAGGAAAUGUUAUCUCCUUUGGUUUGUUCUUGUCACCAGCACCAACUUUCUAUAAAAUUAUAAAGAAGAAGUCGGUGGAGGAGUUCAAGCCUGAUCCUUACGUAGCUACGGUGUUGAAUUGUGCGUUUUGGGUGUUCUAUGGAAUGCCUUUUGUGCAUCCUCAUAGCCUUUUAGUCGUCACCAUCAAUAGCAUUGGGCUUGUGUUCGAGUUCGUAUACCUUGCCAUAUUUUUCACCUACGCAACCACCAAAGGACGAAAGAAGGUGGUGCUUUAUCUUAUCAUUGAGGCUAUUUUCUUUGCUGUCGUUGUUCUUGUAACAAUGCUGGCACUGCAUGGGACUACCCGAAGGUCAUUAAUAGUUGGUAUUCUCUGUGAUGUCUUCAAUAUUAUGAUGUAUGUGUCUCCUCUUACAAUCAUGGCAAAGGUUAUAAAAACAAAGAGCGUGAAAUACAUGCCAUUCUGGCUCUCUCUGACUAACUUCCUGAAUGGUUUGUGCUGGACAUCAUAUGCUCUCAUCCACCCUUUCGACCUCUAUGUUCUGAUCAGUAACAGCAUUGGAGCAGUCUCUGGACUUGUUCAGCUCAUACUGUAUGCUUGCUACUGCUGCAGAGGAGAAAACAAUGAUGAUGUCAAGAAGUCAACUGAGCUUCAAGUCACUGGAAUGCCCCCUGAUGUUGAAGCUUAAUUUCUUCUCUAUGUUUGACUCAUUGAUCUUCUGACGUGCAUAUAUAUUGUAUAUAUAAGCACGGUUUUAUAAUAUGCAUGUGAUAGUGUGAUGCAUACAUAAUUGAGAUUUUUUUUCCUUCAAUUUUAACUAUAGAAUCCUAAAGUAGAGUAGAUAAAUAGAUAUUUUAUAAGACCAUUAUAUCCAAAAGUUUGAGAUUUAUUA
Molecule: messenger RNA, 1033 nt
Organism: Cajanus cajan (pigeon pea)
Lineage: Eukaryota; Viridiplantae; Streptophyta; Magnoliopsida; Fabales; Fabaceae
Product: bidirectional sugar transporter SWEET6b
Biological process (GO): carbohydrate transport
Cellular component (GO): membrane
Molecular function (GO): sugar transmembrane transporter activity
Source: RefSeq, a predicted model, not a curated record